CCGCCGGCGGCGCGUGCUCAGACCACGCCCUCCGUGUCUGGCCACGCCCCCUGGAGGCGGGGCCUGUGCCUGGGGCUGUGGGCGCCGGUGCCCUUACGCCCCCGCGAUGGCGGCGUGGGUGCUGCUGGCGCUGGCUCCGGUGGCGGCAGGGGCGAUGUUUGGCUUCGCGUCCUACUAUGGUGACCACAUGGUGUUGCAGAAGGAGCCGGCGGGAGCCGUGGUGUGGGGCUACGGGGAGCUGGGGGCCAUGGUGACCGUGGUGCUCUCUGGGGCCGGUGGCCUCAUUGUCAUGAAGAAGACAGCACAAGUGAAAGAACCUUCUGGGACGUGGACAAUUGUCCUGGACCCUAUGGAUCGGGGCGGUCCCUACGUGCUGAUGGCUGGGCAGGGCUUGGAGAACGUGACGCUGCAGGACGUCUACUUUGGGGACGUGUGGCUUUGCAGCGGGCAGAGCAACAUGGCAAUGACAGUCCUGCAGGUUGCCAACGCCAGCUCCGAGCUCGCCGCCACCGCUCGCUACCCCUACGUCCGCGUCUUCGCCGCAGCGCCCGCCCGCUCCGAUGUAGAGCUGGAGGACCUGGAGCGAAUUGACUUGCCGUGGUCCAUCCCAACGGCCGAAAACCUGGGCCAUGGGAAUUUCACCUACUUCUCGGCCGUCUGCUGGCUGUUGGGGCGCUACCUCUACGAGGCUCUGCAGUACCCCAUCGGGCUGGUGGAGGCAGCCUGGGGGGGCACCCCCAUCGAGGCCUGGUCCUCCCAAAGGGCUCUGCAGGCUUGUGGGCUCCUAGAGGACACGGGGAGUCUCUCCCCACACCAGCAUCUCUCUGGCCCGCAAACGCCCUCCGUGCUCUGGAAUGCCAUGAUCCACCCGCUGCUCAACAUGACGCUGCGGGGUGUCGCUUGGUACCAGGGCGAGGCCAACGCCUUCCUGCACACGGACUGGUACAACUGCACCUUCCCCGCGCUCAUCGCCGACUGGCGCCGGGCUUUCCACGCCGGCUCGGCCGGGCAGACGGAGCCACUGCUGCCAUUUGGCUUCGUACAGUUGUCCACCUACCGCCGGCAGAGCCCAGAUGACAGCUUCGCCCGGCUCCGCUGGCACCAAACCGCCGAUCUGGGGGUUGUCCCCAACGCCAGGAUGCCAGGCAGCUUCAUGGCCGUGGCCAUGGAUCUGUGCGAUGAGCACUCCCCCUACGGCAGCAUCCACCCCCGGGACAAGCAGAAUGUGGCCCACCGGCUGCAGCUGGGCGCCAGAGCGGUGGCAUAUGGGGAGAAAGACGUGGUUUUCCAGGGGCCGUACCCUACGCGGGCCGUCCUGGAGGUGACCAGGGGGCUGCUGAACAUCACCUACAGCCAGGAGCUCACCUGCCGUCGGAGGGACACGCGGGCGUUUGAGGUCUGCUGCUCCAGCAAGCUGGCCCCGUGCGGGUGGCUGCCGGCACCCAUGGUGGCCGUGGGGUCCCGCACGGUGACGCUGGCCCUGGGCGGCUGCAGGACGCUGGUGCUGGCCUUGCGCUACGCCUGGGCCGAGUGGCCCUGCGAGUACGAGUCCUGCGCCCUCUACAACACCCGGGGUCUGCCCGCACCCCCCUUCCUCCUGGACGCCCUGCCCGCAGGGGAGACAGCCGGAGGGACCGAGCUGCUGCUCCUCCCCAGCUCCCGGUUGUCCCAGGGGAUUUAGGUGAGGGGACAGUGGAGGGAGCUCAGAAGGGCUCAGGGCUGCUGGCACCGUGCCUUUCCAAUUCGAGGAGGCAGCUGGCUUGAUGACUGUGUUACUAAUUAAACAACUUUCCACCUCCUCUUUGGCCUGAAGAUAAGGCUGUGGGGUGUGGGGGGGCAGCAACAAAAUAAAUUUAAUUAUUUUCAAAAAUUACGUUAAGACAAGCAGCAGGACAUGCUGAUGGGAGUUGAAGCCCUCACUGCUGCCCCACCUUGCUCUCGGAGCUGGCCCUGGGCCCCCCCGGGACACCCCACCUCUGCUCACAGGACCCAGGGACCAGCCGUGCUCUGCAGGGUGGAGAGGGGGAGAGAGGAGCUCAGCCAAAAAAAAAAACCAUAACCCAACGCUAACGGUGGGACUGGGACAGGGAGCUGCAGGGGGUGUGUUGCUUUGUAGCAGUAGCGAGUGCCUUCCACUUCCCUGCGUUAAUAAAUAGUUAAUAAACCACCUCAA
Falco peregrinus (peregrine falcon) is the source of this 2173-nucleotide messenger RNA. It is a transcript of the gene SIAE, whose product is annotated as sialic acid acetylesterase. The transcript has 10 exons. NCBI's taxonomy places the organism in Eukaryota, Metazoa, Chordata, Aves, Falconiformes, Falconidae. Bases 107 to 1681 code for a protein of 524 amino acids. The record is from RefSeq and is a predicted model, not a curated record. Gene Ontology annotation, molecular function: sialate O-acetylesterase activity. Gene Ontology annotation, biological process: carbohydrate metabolic process.